Dovyalis caffra is the source of this 243-nucleotide messenger RNA. The record is from the annotation of a GenBank genome assembly. NCBI's taxonomy places the organism in Eukaryota, Viridiplantae, Streptophyta, Magnoliopsida, Malpighiales, Salicaceae.
AUGAUGGAAGGCGAUGGAACAACCAUGGUGAGGAUUGAUAGACAAUCAUCAAUAGAAAAUGAGCCAAGGACUCUAACUAUGGAUCAAAUCCAAUAUGCUAGGGAGGCGGCUCUCUGUGUGGUGAACACGAGGAGCAUAGAAGAAGCUUUGAGUAUAUUUACACAGCUGUACGUAAUUGUAGGGUUUAGAGCCGGUGAGGAGUGUGGCAAGACCAAAUGGGGACAUAAUGAUGGAUAUGAGUAG